UGUUGAAUUGUAUCGCUCCGCCUCCUUUAAAGCGUUGACUCGUAAGAAAUAGAAAAACUCAGAGACAACAUUUUUCUGUUCAAGCGAUUUUUAUCAAAUGAGGGAAGUUUAAGACGGGGCUCACUCUACUUUCUGUAGUACCAAGGUUUAUUUUGAUAGAAACGUGGGAGUGAAAGUGAGCUCACUCGGUCUGACGACUGUUGUUUCUGUUAACACGUGGAUUCAUUCCCACCCAGGAAACGGCCUUUUUAAUGUAAUUUUUUUUUUUUUACAAAGCUGUUGAAGUUAACGACAAAACGAGAAAAAAAAGAAUAUGGACUACCUGCCAGACAACAACUCCAGGUACAAAGACGUCGCCUACUGGGAUGAAAGAUACACGACGGAGCAGUGCUAUGACUGGUUGGGGGGUUUCGCCAAAUUCCAGCACAUUCUGGAAAAAUUUGUAAAGAAAGAGGACUCUAUACUGAUACUGGGUUGCGGAAACAGCAGUAUGAGUGGUGACAUGUAUAGCGCUGGCUAUCAUACUAUCACCAACAUAGAUUAUUCAUCUGUGUGCAUCAGGACAAUGAGCGCCAGGUACAGUCACUGCCCAGGUAUGACAUGGCAUCAGAUGGACGUGCGUCAGCUCUCCUUCCCGGAUUCCUCCUUUGAUGUCAUACUAGAGAAGGCCACCCUGGAUGCCAUCAUGGUGAAUGAGAAAACGCCUUGGGAGGUUUCACCUCAAACUGCUUGUUCCAUUCACCAAGCACUCACAGAGAUCAGCCGCUGCCUGAAACCUGGAGGUCGGUUUGUCUCUGUUACCUUCGCCCAGCCUUUUUUCAGGAAACGGCUCUAUGCCCGUACGGAAUAUAAAUGGUCCAUCAAACACCAAAGUUAUGGAGAAGGCUUUGAAUAUUUUGUGUAUGUCAUGACCAAAGGGGAGACGCUCAGCCCGGAAGAUGCAGCUCUGGAGAAAAAGCUGCUGAAGGGCACAGAAUCUCCACCAACCAGAAUUACUACAAUAACAAAUGAUGAUAAGGAAGACUUCCUGUCUAAUAUUGACCUGUAGGGUGACUCUGAUAUAUAGAUUGCCUUUAAAAGUAAUCUUUAUAUUGUGAUUUUUUUGCAACGGGAAACUGUUAACCAAAUUUCUGCCUUACUGUUUUUAUGUAUUUAUUAAGAAUUUGUAAGGAGUAACUAUUUUAUACUGUUUGACAUACUAGAUAUUAGUUUUAAAACGUUUUAUCAAGAUACCGAUACAUAUUUGGAUAAAUGUUCUGCAAAUGUAAUUAAGAUGUUGUAAAGAUAAGAGAACUGCUGUAUAAAUGGAAAUUGAAAUCCAUAUUUUAUCUAAAUGUUUGAGACAAAAUCCUGGGUCUGACCAGAUGUAUUCACAAUAGUUUAAUAGACAAAUGUGUGCCUUUUGUCAUUUUGAAAACAUGAUUAACAAAUGUUACUCUUAAUAAAUUUCUCAUUUGUAAAGAAAAAAAA
Molecule: messenger RNA, 1470 nt
Organism: Oreochromis aureus
Lineage: Eukaryota; Metazoa; Chordata; Actinopteri; Cichliformes; Cichlidae
Gene: ece2a
Product: endothelin converting enzyme 2a
Exons: 4
Coding region: 314-1048 (244 amino acids)
Molecular function (GO): S-adenosylmethionine-dependent methyltransferase activity
Source: RefSeq, a predicted model, not a curated record